UCAUUACCCCCAUCUUGCUGUCAAAUCACUAGUGUAAGGUUAGGUGGUUAAUUGCUUGAGAAGUAUUAAAGAAGUUGUCAUACAAUGACGCCCAGGAAACAGUUUAAUGAGCAAGUUAAAAAACUGUUAAAUCGUGACAAUGAAACGAAGAAAAAGCAUAAUAUACUGUCAAGAGCAAAAUACGAGCAAACAAUGAAUGAAGUAAAAUUGGCCAUCGCUUUGAAGGCAGAAAAUAAGGCGUUAUCACCAAAACAACAGAGACGUUUCAAAAGAUACGAUAUAGUAGACAAGGGAUAUGAAGAAAAAAUGAUUGAUCGAAAGAAAGCUAAUUCUGGAAUUAUUAGAUAUCAUGUAGCAUCAGAUGAACUAUUUGACAUAAUUUCUUCACUUGAUUUAGUAACAAGACACAAUCAAGAGAAAGGUAUGUUUGAGGAGUUGAAAAAAGAAUAUGCCAACAUUACCAAAGAGGUAAUUCAUUUGUAUGUGAAAUUGUGCAAAUACUGCAAGGCUAAGAAAAAAUCGAUGAGAAAAUUGGCUGCAAAACCGGCAGCUUCUAAUCUCAUGGAUUCAAGGUGCCAUGUGUCUCUUAUUGAUAUGCAGUCAAAGAAUGAUGGAGAAUUCAAUUUCAUUUUGAACUAUAAAGAUUAUAUAACAAAGUAUAGUGUUUUACAGCCACUGAAAACAAAUGCUCCUGAAGAAGUUGCUGAUAAAAUCAAACACAUAUUUUGUCUCUUAGGUGCUCCAUAUAUAAUACUAUCUGAUAAUGGGCCAGAUUUUUUGAAUUCUGUAAUUAAAAGUUUGAAGAUUAAAUGGCCAGAAUUGAAUAUUGUGCAUGGCAGUCAGGACUCUGUUGAAACAACCAAUAAGGUUGUGAAAAAGGCAUUGGUAAGUUGGAUGACACAAGAAAAGACAAAAAAAUGGACAGAUGGACUUUCAACUGUACAAUUAAGUAUAAACAAUACUUAUGAACCUUGUAUCAAGCAAUCUCCCUUUGUGAACCUCUUUGGACCAUACAUGGGCAGAAAAAUCCCACAAGAUGAGGAUUCUGAUAGUGAUAGUUGUGGAAUUGUGAUUAAUCCAAUUGGAUUAUCUGAGCGAAUGGAAUAUUUGAAGAAAAAUAUUAAGACAAAACCCGUGAGGAAACCUUGCAUUGUUUGUGAUGACCGAGCUAUUUCCUUAAUAUGUACACAAUGCAAAGAACAUUUGCAUGGAGCACGGUCAUAUAUUCGAGUAGUUGGUCGUACAAAAAAACAAGUAGUAUGUUUAUUUUGUCGAAGAAUGGAAAACGUCGAUGAAAAACCAAUAGAAUCAAACAAAAGAGCUCGUGAGACCCAAUCAGUGCAGGAUGAUGAUAGAACUAAAAAAAUUAAAUUUGAAAAUCUUGACAAUGAAAUAAUUGGAAAUAUGGAUGUUGAAAACGAAUAUAGUUUAUCGGAUGACGCGGAAGAAAAAAUGCUUGCAAUAGAACUGAAUAAGGCCUUCUACGAUAGACCUCGAAAAUCUUCAUUUUGCGGGUGUAAGAAGUACUGUCGUCCGCAAACAUGUUUAUGUAUUAAAAGGAAAACACUUUGCAAUGCUACUUGCCACAAUUACAGGUCUUGUAGCAAUUAAUGUUUAUAUAUCUAUGUUUAUAUAAAUCAACCAAUAGGUUAAAUUGUUUGUUAUUUUAUAGAUUAACAAUCAUAUAGACAUGAUGUUAUUUCGAUGAAAUACAAUUAGUUAAUGUGUUCAUUAAAUCGUUGUGAUUCUUUUAAUGAAUUUUGUGUAAAUAAAAAUGCAUAGAACGUUUUGCGAGUAUCUUAUC
Messenger RNA from Nicrophorus vespilloides, 1804 nucleotides. RefSeq names its product KRAB-A domain-containing protein 2-like. Gene Ontology annotation, molecular function: nucleic acid binding. The transcript is spliced from 2 exons. Lineage: Eukaryota; Metazoa; Arthropoda; Insecta; Coleoptera; Silphidae. Bases 85 to 1611 code for a protein of 508 amino acids. The record is from RefSeq and is a predicted model, not a curated record. Gene Ontology annotation, biological process: DNA integration.